Scleropages formosus (Asian bonytongue) is the source of this 5087-nucleotide messenger RNA. It is a transcript of the gene topbp1, whose product is annotated as DNA topoisomerase II binding protein 1. Lineage: Eukaryota; Metazoa; Chordata; Actinopteri; Osteoglossiformes; Osteoglossidae. Gene Ontology annotation, biological process: mitotic DNA replication checkpoint signaling; DNA replication initiation; mitotic G2 DNA damage checkpoint signaling. The coding region runs from base 286 to 4878 and encodes 1530 amino acids. The record is from RefSeq and is a predicted model, not a curated record. The transcript has 28 exons.
UCGGCUGCAUUGGCGCGAAAGCCGGGGUAGUGAGCUUUCUCAGUGACGGGGUCAACAUGAAUGUUUAUUUCAUAUCCAAAAACUGAAAAGCGCAUGUAUAAUUUAUGUCACCGAUGUUUUGUACGAGGAAACAGCAGUAGUCUUUAGCUGUUUUGUAACGGAAGAGUGGUCGAGCUGCGGCCGCCGAGCGCCGUCGUUGUUGCUUAGUUUUGCACGGUCACACAGGACGCAGCGGAGAGACCGUUAGCUGAGGAGAAAAAAGUGCUGAAGUAGCCAAAGGAAGAGAUGCCGAAGGGGGACAGUGCCAUCUUCAUAGUGAAGUUUGUGGAGGACAGCGAGCAGAAGAAUGAGUUCACCGAGAAGGCCUAUAAGGCCAUUGUAGAGUUGCAGUCAGAGAAAUACCUGCAGACCAUCACUGAGAAGGAGGCACUGGCCCUGGACCACAAUGACAAAUCCCUCUAUGUUUUUAGCAACUUCUACAGCCCUGCUUUCCACCACUGCAGAAAGCUGGGAUGCAGGGUAGUGAGUCCACUGGUCAUAUUGUUCUGCCUGCAGCAUCAGCGCUGUGUGCCCAAGGCAGAGCAGCCUGUUUACAACAUGGUAAUGGCUGAUGUCACAGUCUCCUGCACCAGCCUGGAUAAAGCAAUGCGAACUGAGGUCAUGGAGCUUGUGCAGCUGAUGGGUGGGCGAGUUUAUCGUGACCUCAAUGUAUCUGUGACACACCUGGUGGCAGGUGAGGUGGGCAGCAAGAAGUACCUGGUUGCUGCCAGCCUGGGUAAACCUAUCUUGCUGCCCACCUGGGUCAAAGCUUGCUGGGAGAAGUCCCAGAACAGCCUCUUCCAGCACUCGGAGCUGCCCCUGGAAGAGUACUUGUGUCCUGUGCUGCGUGGCUGUACAGUAUGUGUGACGGGAUUGUCCAGCACCGAGCGCAAGGAGGUGCAGCGGCUCUGUGAGCAGCAUGGGGCCCAGUAUACAGGCCAGCUGAAGAUGAAUGAGUGCACACACCUCAUCGUCAGCGAGCCUAAAGGCCAGAAGUAUGAAUGCGCUCGAAAGUGGAACGUGUACUGUGUACCCCUGCACUGGUUGUUUGACAGCAUUGAAAAGGGCUUCUGCCAAGAUGAGAGUCACUACUCUGUAAAGCCCCAUGACCAGAAGUCCAGUCGGCCUCACACCUCUACCCCCACGGGAACUGAGAGGCAUAAAGGCACUGCUGCCUCUCUGCUGGGUGUGAGCCAGAUUUCCAACAUCAGCUUGAGCUCUGUGAAUGACUCAGCCUUCACAACAACUUCAGUUAGCCGACUGGAGACUCCCGACCCACUGGAUGCGCUGGAUAUCAGUUGUUGCCCAGCAGAUGACUUGCUGGAUGGCUGCAAGCUCUUCAUAUGUGGUUUAUCGGGAAAGAGGAUGGAGAAGCUGCGGCGCCUGGUGAAUUGCAUGGGUGGCCUGCGCUUUAACCAGCCCAGAGAGGACCUCACCCAUGUUGUCAUGGGGGACCCUGACCAGGACCUUAUCGGUUUCAUUUCCAAAGCUGCGCACCGGCCUCACGUGGUGACUGUGCAGUGGUUACUGGAUGUUUUCUCAGGGGGCUGCCUUGUCCCUGUAGAAGGAUACCUUCAUCCUGCCUGCUUGCCACCUGCAUCCUCUGUGUCAAUAACAGCCCCCCAUGGUCCAGCCACACGACACAGUGUGUCGUCUGUGGCUGCCGAGGACCCCAGCCCUUCCAAGAACAUGCGGGCAGAAGAAGAGCUGCUCUCCCAAUACCUGGGUGCAGACCAGACUGUGGCUGAAUUGCCUCGGCCAGUUAAUGCCAGCAGAAAUAAUAGUACUUUGAUCCCAGAGCCCUUAAGCCAGAAAUCACCGCAGGACUCCACCCUGCAGGACCCGAACAAUAGUGGCUUAUUUCAGGGCAAGCGCUUCUUGCUGGUUGGCUUUGGUGCUGCAGCAGAGGCACAGUUGUCACUAUUGGUGACAGAAAACGGAGGCAGAGUGCUGGCGGUGGGCACACGGGCAGUGGCCGACUAUGCCGUGGUGCCACUGCUCGGUUGCGAGGUGGAGGCCACCGUGGGAGACGUCACCACAGAUACUUGGCUGGCAAUGUGUGUGGAGCAGCAGUGUCUGCUGGAGCUGACAUCCCACCCGUUCUUUAUGCCACUGACAGUGAAAGAGGGCAGUACCCCUCUGCAAGGUUGUGUACUUUCUGUCAGCCAGUUCACUGGGGCUGAGCGUGAAUCUCUCAUCGAACUUGCCCAGCAUCUCGGAGCCAGUGUCCAGGAGUACUUUGUGCGCACAGCAAACCAGCGUAAAGGUAUGCUGGCCAGCACCCACCUAGUCUUGAGGACCCCAGAGGGCACUAAGUAUAAUGCAGCGCAGAAGUGGGGCCUGCCAGCAGUGACCCUACGCUGGGUACUUGAGUCAGGGAAGAGAGGUCAAUGUGCUGAUGAGAACAAGUUCCUUGUGGACCUUCCACCUUUGCCAGAGAAGGAGGAGGAAAGUUUUGUAGGGGGGUCUCAAAAACCCACUGAGACAUCCCAAACCUCUCCCCAGAUACCCCUCCUGGGGCUGCAGGUUAGUAGUGCUAUCACUCCUUUGGAUGUGGGACGUUUCCAGAGCAAGGCAUUCCGCUCGGUGCUGGGACAGAACCAACAGCACAAAGGGCAAGGGAGUGCAACACCAGGGAUGGAAGGCAGAAAUACACUCCACAGGGAGCAGUCACUGCAGCUGGACACACCCUCCCGCUUCCUCUGCAGAGACCAGCUGUUUAGGCCCUCUUUCAAUGUCAAGGAUGCUCUGGCUGCACUGGAGACCCCUGGGGCAAAGUCUCAGCAGAACCACAGCGCUGCAACCCCAUUAUCAGAAGUAAUUGGGAGGAACCUGAAGGUGGCGCUGGCCAACAGCACCCGCAGCCACACCUCUGCCUUGGCAGCCAUGACAGCCAGCCCCAAGCUGAGAAUGGACACAGAGCAGACGAUGAAUGUGCCACUUCCUUUAGCCGGUGUGGUCAUGUGCGUCAGCAAGAAGUUGAGCAAAAAGCAGAGUGAGCUGAAUGCCAUUGCCGCCUCCUUGGGUGCUGACUUCAGAUGGUCCUUUGAUGAUACAGUGACCCACUACAUCUACCAGGGUCGUGUUGGGGACAACAGUCGGGAGUACCGCAUGGUGAAAGAACGAGGGGUGCAUGUGGUGUCUCAGCAGUGGCUCCUAGCGUGUGCAGAUGAACAAAAACAUGUCUCUGAGUCUCUGUACCCCUUUACUUAUAAUCCCAAAAUGAGCUUGAACCUCAGCCAGGUGCCUGAGAGCACACAGAGGUCACCCUCUGUGGCUCAUGUUCAGCCAAAGAACCUUGCUGAAGUGUUGGGGGACAAGUCCUUUUCUGGCACAGAGGAGGAAUGCAAUAAAACUGCUCAGUGUAAAGGCAAAGUGGAAGUAGAGGAGGAGAAAGAGGACCAGGACAGCUCAGAGAAGAGAGACUUGGAACAGGCCCUGGAGAUGAGGGAGGAUCUGCAGAGGCAGCUUCAAGCGAUCAUGUCAGCCACCAAACUGACUAGCGGAAGGCGGUCCUCAGCUCGGCUAACCAGGGUUGGAUCUGGAGGGCUGAGCUCUGACCCCAGCACCCCUGACAGCUUGGGCCGUGCUGGGAGAGCCAGCAGGAGCCGUGCUCUAGAGGCCCUACGGCACUCCAGGCAGGCAGUGGGGGAUAUGAACACAGAACCCUCACAGAGUGAGCAGAUUGUGUGGGACGACCCCACAGCCCGUGAGGAACGAGCUCGUCUCGCUGACAACAUGCAGUGGCCUGGAAGCCCCUCCCAGCACUCGGAGCCCCUGACCCCGCAUGAGCCGAAGGCCAUGCCAAAUGGCCGCGGGGAGCCCUCCGCUCGUGCGAGGGAGUCCAUGACCGACUCGGAGCUGGUGGAGAUGGCGGCCUGUGAUGUCAUUGAUGAACAAAUGGGGAAGUGUGCCUCGACACUCGCCAGGAAAGACACAGAGUCCUCUGUUGUCACACCCAAGACGCCCAACACCCCCUUGUCCGUUGCAGACCCCCCUGUCUCAGCACAGCCUCAGGCACAGGCGUUGUCCGCUGUGCAGAAUGAGAACGAGAGCAAGGCACAGGAGUCAGAGCCGCUCCGGUUCCAGCUGUCCUCACUCAGCCCCCAGGAGCGCAUUGACUACAGUCACUUGAUAGAGGAGUUGGGAGGAAUUAUCCUUGACAAGCAGUGCUUUGACCCCAGCUGUUCCCAUGUCAUUGUGGGACAGCCCCUACGCAAUGAGAAGUAUUUAGCCGCCAUGGCUGCAGGAAAAUGGAUCCUGCAUCGUUCCUACUUGGAGGCAUGCCGUGCUGUUGGGCACUUCAUUCAAGAGGAAGAUUAUGAGUGGGGUAGCAGCUCAAUUUUGGAUGUUCUGCCCAAUAUCAGCUCACAGCAGCGCAAGCUUGCACUGGCUGCCAUGAGAUGGAGGCAGGUCCUGCAGGCACGUCAGGGCUUGGAGGGAGCUUUCAGUGGUUGGACGGUCAUGCUGAACAUCGACCAGGGCAGAGAAGCGGGUUUCCGGCGGCUGCUGCAAUCCGGUGGUGCCAAGGUUUUCCCAAGCCCGUUGCCAAGCCUGUACAAAGGCACUACACACCUUUUUGUGGAUUUCAGCCGCCUGAGAGCAGGUGAUUUCCGGGUGGAUGUACAGGAGGCGGUGGCACACGGAGCAAAGUGCCUGAAACCUGAGUACAUUGCCGACUACCUGAUGCAGGAGCCGUCGCCUCCAAUAGAGAUGUACUACCUGCCGGAAGCAGUGCGGUACCUGCAGAACACCACGAAUGGUGGCCUAUCAACACCGUCUCGUAAGCGCAAAGCCUCUGGGGAUAACUUCCUGCUGAAAAAGUCCCGGUUCACAUGAACCUCGACCUGCUGCUUACAGUAUUCUGAAUCUUUGCUUUUAGGUAAAUUGUUACUACAGAACAGGAAUAUCUCUUUGUAAAUAAGAUUUUUAUUUCUUCUAUGAAAAAUAAAAUGAAUGUGACAUUGUGUGUUGUGUGCUGCACUUCUACAAAGCAGUGGAUACUAAAAUUUGCACUUGUACAUUAAUAAAAUAGCUAUAGGAUGUAU